Molecule: messenger RNA, 766 nt
Organism: Alosa sapidissima (American shad)
Lineage: Eukaryota; Metazoa; Chordata; Actinopteri; Clupeiformes; Clupeidae
Product: ATP-dependent DNA helicase PIF1-like
Exons: 3
Coding region: 50-559 (169 amino acids)
Biological process (GO): telomere maintenance; DNA repair
Molecular function (GO): DNA helicase activity
Source: RefSeq, a predicted model, not a curated record
GCCAUAUCAACCACUAGGUGAUGAGAAAGUAAAUUCUUUGCGAACCAAAAUGGGCAGCUUGCAAAUUCUGAUCAUUGAUGAAGUGUCCAUGGUCGACCACCGUCUUUUGGCCUACAUUCAUGGUAGACUGCGUCAAAUCAAGCAGACUGGUGAUUAUUCCUUGUUUGCAAAAGUUUCCCUGAUUUGUGUGGGUGAUUUUUUCCAACUCAAGCCUGUGAAAGGAACACCUCUUUUUGCUGAAAACAAAGGAGCCAACCUGUGGGACAAUAACUUUGAGGUUGCAGAACUGACUAAAGUUGUUAGACAAGAAAAUGCAGCAUUUGCGGAAAUGCUUAAUCGUCUCAGAGUCCGUAAAAAGAACGAACCUCUCACCAACUGUGAUGUUCUCACACUGAGGCAGCGUGAAACUGAGACGUGGCUCAAUGUAGACACUGAAGAAGAGCCACAACUUCCAGGAUACGUCUUCAAACACAAUCCGAGAGGAAACUGUUACGAUGACUCUGAGCCAGCCUUUGCAGCGCUGAAACAACAACAAAGAGUUAUUACAGGUCAUCUUUGAACUUGAGAAUCAUCCAGGGAGGAAACUCAUCAUGGGAGACUUCAAUGAGGAUAUCUUUGUAUCAUCUACAAUUCUCAAGUUACUGGAACGGCAUGGAUACACUCAACAUGUGCAAGCAGCUACAACUGAAAAAGGUACAUUAAUAGAUCAUGUUUACGUUAAAGGCACAGAAGAUGUUGUUGUUGAAGUUGUGCAGACAUACUACAG